AUGAAAUCUUGGAGGAGGGAGGAUGCAUCUAUUUCUAGUUCACACAUGUUAAUUAAUGAAUCAAAUGAUGGAAUCAAAGGAAGAAGCAUAGAAAGAGUUCAUUUCUGCAGAAUGAAGCAAACGCUCGAUAACUGUUCCCGCCAAUUCCAUAAAUUGAAUGGGGCAAGCCACUUCUCAGCAGGCCUAGUAUUUUUUCAGAGCCAAACAAAAAGAAAAAUGUCUGAUCAUCUGACUCGAGAAUUGCUGGAAGAAAUUUUGUCAAGAUUGCCAGUGAAAUCAAUCCUCAUAUGCAGGUGCGUUUCCAAGACUUGGUACUCUUUAAUCACCAACCCUUCUUUCAUAGCCCACCAUCUCAAGAAAACCGCUGCAAGAAACAGUGGCCUACUUUUCUUUAGUUACAGCACCAGAGAACUUGUUUGGCCAUUUAAAGAAAAUGUGCGUUAUUUGCUAUACCCAGAUGAGUCUUUCCCUGCAAAUCCUAUUGAAGAACUUGAUUGCCCAUUUAAAGACACAAAGCGUUUUGUUGAUAUAGUGGGUUCUUGUAAUGGGGUCUUUUGUCUAUCUUAUGGUGUUUAUGGCAGAUACACUGAUGGAGCUGCUUUAUGGAACCCUAGCGUUAGAAAGAUUGUUAACAUUCCUUGUCCUAAUGUUACGUUUACCUCACAUGGAUUCUAUAAACACUUACUUGGAUUUGGCUUUGAUUCCGCUACUGAUGAUUAUAAGCUUGCGAGAAUAGUGUAUUUACCAGAUAGUAAUUUUAACUUUGAUAAGAUUCCGCCUUUGGUUGAGAUUUACAGUUUGAGUAGUAGGGGUUGGAGAAAGGUUGAUACUAAUGAUCUGAAAUAUGUCAUCGCUGAUUUCUCAACGUCUGCUUUUCUGAAUGGAGCUUGUCAUUGGGUUGCCACUAAGCCACUUAAUGGGCCUGGUGUAUGCGAUGCGAUUGUGUCGUUUUCCUUGGGAGAAGAGGUGUUUGGAGAAAUGGAGGUACCAGAUUGUUUGGUUAAGAAAUACCAGUUUGUGGAUGUUGCAGUUUUUGAUGGAUCACUUCUGCUGGUUGCAUCUUUUAAACUGACUGGGGAAGGCUGUUUUACAGUUUGGAUGAUGAAAGAAUAUGGUGUUCCAGGAUCUUGGACCAGACUUUUCGAUAUUCCUGAUUUUAAAUCACAUUUGAAAUGGAUAAGAAAGUUAGUUGCAUUUAGGCAAAGUGGUAAGGUUCUAUUGGCAAAAUUAUUUGGACAGCUAGUUUGCUAUGAUCCAAAGACAGAAGAAAUCUUUGAUACAAAAAUUCGGGGCAAUGCACACUCCUUUUAUUUGGAUACUUUUGUGGAGAGUCUUGUUUUACUCAAUGAAACAGAUGAAUUUACAGAAGUGGAAGCUUCUGAGGAUAAUGGCACAAGUGAAAUCUUGGAGGAGGUUGCUUCUAGUUCUAAUUCAUAG
This is a messenger RNA of Hevea brasiliensis (rubber tree), 1437 nucleotides long. Its product is annotated as F-box protein CPR1-like. The record is from RefSeq and is a predicted model, not a curated record. NCBI's taxonomy places the organism in Eukaryota, Viridiplantae, Streptophyta, Magnoliopsida, Malpighiales, Euphorbiaceae. The transcript has 3 exons. Bases 1 to 1437 code for a protein of 478 amino acids. Gene Ontology annotation, molecular function: protein binding.